This is a messenger RNA of Sardina pilchardus (European sardine), 2433 nucleotides long. RefSeq lists its product as uncharacterized. The transcript has 6 exons. The record is from RefSeq and is a predicted model, not a curated record. Bases 51 to 1223 code for a protein of 390 amino acids. NCBI's taxonomy places the organism in Eukaryota, Metazoa, Chordata, Actinopteri, Clupeiformes, Clupeidae.
CAAGUUUGGCCCUGAAAAUUGGGCAUUCUCUCAGAAAGAUAAGUGACCUCAUGAUGUGUCGUGCCCUCAUGGAAGAGGACCAAGAGGGGAUCGAUUCCAUCAAGAGGUUUCAUACACUUCAGAAAACAAAGUGGUCUGAAUUAGUUUCCCAUUCUGCCUUAUCAAACCUGAGCGAGGCCAAAUGCAACAAGAGCACCAGGCUUCCACUGGCCAAAGACGUUCAGAAGAUACAGUUACAUCUUGGUCAGCAAGUGGAAUUGGCUAAGGAGAAACUAGCCGAUAAUCCAGGUGAAGUGGCGCGAAUGACUGUAAAAAAUGUUGAAGAUCGUGACAUGUCACAACUUAACGAUGACAUAAGCACUGGGCUUACAGAAGUUGAGAGGAGACUUUGCAAACAAUUCGCCAGAGUGGAAUUGAGGGGGGAAAAAGGACGAAAUGUUGCGGUGAUCCUGACUCCUGAUAUGACCGCUAACCUGUCACCCCUCAUUAGUAAGAGGAAAGAGUGUGGAGUUACUGAAAACAACGAUUACCUCUUCGCUGUUCCUUGUAGUCUUGGUCACUACAGAGGGCAGUUUGGUCAAUUUGCAGAUGCUUGUGGAGCCGAAGAUCCUCAAAACCUCAGAUCAACUAACCUUCGCAAACAGAUCGCCACAAUAAGCCAAGUCAUGAACUUGAAAGAUAAUGAACUGGACCAGCUGGCCGAUUUUCUCGGCCAUGACAUUAGGGUGCAUAUAGAGUACUAUCGACUGCCCCAAUCAACAAUUCAGCUGGCUAAGAUCUCAAAACUGCUUAUGGCUAUGGAGAAGGGAAGUGUGAAGGAUAUUCAAGGAAAAUCUCUUGAUGGAAUCGGUGAUGACACAGAAGAUAUGGAUACAGGAUCACAGCAACUCCCCGAUGUUUCCACUCUGCAAGACAAUGAAGAAAUAUUGGCUUCUGGCACUUUUGGAUCGCCUCACCUCUCCGAGACCGCAGCUCAAGACAAUGAAGUAAUGUUGGCUGCUGGAACUUGUGGAUCGCCUCACCUCUCUGAGACCGCAGCUCAAGAUGACCUGUGGAACUCUGUCUGUGUGACUUCUAGUUCACCUCAUCUCCCUGACUCAGUCACUCAAGGUUUCCGUGUUUCAUCAAGACUGUGUGUGAAGAGACCAUGGUCCAAGGAGGAGAUACAAGCUGUGAUGAAACAUAUGAGGCCUUUUAUUGAAAACGGUGUCACUCACCAGUGAGCAGUGCCUGAAGUGCAAGGAAAAGGAACACCCUGUGUUGGAGACAAGAUCCAUUCAAAACAUUCGAUAUUUUGUACGCAACAGAGGCUUGACUUUUAAAAGGCAUUCAAAGGCUAAACACUAAAUGCACUUUUGGCUAGCCUGAGACUUGGGUCUAAUAUUUUAUAAGUUUAUGUCUUGUUCUCAGAAAUUUAGGUCACUUAAUUUAUAUUGCUCCCAGGCAGAUGUUUGUUUGUUUGUUUGUUUUGCUUUGUGGUUAGCCUGGACCUUUUAAUGUAAGGAUUCAUUUUAUUUUGCUUUAUUUAUUUCUACAAUGCUGUCCUUUGCUAAGGAACAGAAUCUUGAGGUGACCAAAUACAGUUCAGUGAUACAGCAAAUAUUGUGUGGUGUGUUAAUAAUGACAAACCUACAAAAAAAGGCUCUCUUCUCAGGUUAUGUGUGAUUCUGUGCAAUGGGCAAUGGCAGACUCUGGACACGCCAGUUGCAGUGGGGAUGUGAAGCAUGAUUGCAGGUUGGCAGUUGGUUCAGGACAUGGAAACCUCCAUAAUACUAGUGAGGAAGGAUACAAAGAUAAGUGCUGGUGGGGUUGUGUAGCUUGACCGUAUUUGAUUGGAGGUGCUGAUGUUUUCUAGAUGAAGAAGUGUAGAAUGGCGUGAUUGUGCACCUUAUGUACAUUAUCUGCAAAUUAUAUCCCGAUGUGAUGAGUUAUUUACACUUACUGUAGUUCAGCUUAUGUGCCAAAUUGUAAUGUACAACUGUAGGUCAACAAAGAAAACAAAAUUACCUCUUAAUAUAUAUUCAAUAUUAUUAUAAUGGUGUGCCUUAGUCACUUUGGCCUAGUAAUCCAUGUGUCCUCUCAAAGCAGGUUAUACUCGGUGUAUGUGUGUGACCUGGCCUUACAGACCUUGUGUCCUUUCAAAGCAGGUUAUACUCAGUGUAUGUGUAUGAUGACAUCACUGACCUUGUACACCACACUGUCCUUAUAGACCCUGUUUUAGAAAAGUCUUUACAAACCACUAAAAAGUCUGAAAAACGGCUUUUUUUUAUAUCUCAGGUUUGGCAAGGAAAUCUUUUAAUUUUAAACGUUGUAUAGGUUCCCUGAUUUUUUUCAUGACGUUUGAUAUGUGUUUUGUAGCUCUAGCACCACGGGAACCCUGUGUCCCUGUAUCCCUGUGUUAAGUCUGAUUUACGAAAAUUUUCGUAAAUUGUC